CGCUUGACGCGCCGCCUUUGUGUUGACGCCGCACAUUUGAGUGGACCGAAGACGGAGCAGAGAUGUGGUGGCUGCUGUGGGUGCUCGCCGCCCUGCUGGCGCUCUUCUGCUGCCUGGACGUGUGGUACUUCCUGCGGGCCGCCGUGGUGAUCCUGCGGGCCUGGUUUCAGCCUCCGAUCUGGGACAUCACGGCAGAGCAGACCAUGACGGGCCGGGUCACCCCCCGUGACAUCGACAUGUGCCACAUGAACAAUGCUCGCUACCUCCGGGAGUGUGACUUUGCCCGCUUCUCUCUCUACACCCGUAACGGCGUGUUCAAGGCCCUGCGAGCCCUCGGGGCGUCGGCGGUCGUCGGCGCCACCACCAUCCGGUACCGCAGGGCUCUGUGCAUCGGGGAGGGCUACGAGCUGCGGAGUCGCAUCGUCACUUGGGACGACAAAGCUUUUUUCCUGGAGCAGAGAUUCGUGUCGACAAAAGACGGGCUGGUGUGCGCCGUCAUGUACUGCAAGCAGAGCGUCGUGCGCAGCAGUCCGGACAGGAUCAUGCAGCACCUGUGCAAAAGGAAGGUGGAGUGCCCUGAGUUUCCAGAGGACCUCCAGCACUGGGUCAACUUCAUCUCCGCCAGCAGCCAGGCCCUCAGAGCCGAGAGCGGCCUGGACGAGAAGAACAAAUGAGACACCGCUUGGGCAGCUAUCAGGACUGGCUCUUUGUAAGCAGACAGUUCACCAGCUCUGGAUGCAACGUCUUCAGAGAGACAUUGAACUUCUCAUCACACUUGUGCCUCUACUUUACCUUGACCUCAGUAUCUACAGACGUAAAACACUGGAACAGCCGUUCACUGCACUGAUUUGAGAGCUGAGUCAUCAUUCAGGAAUGGAAAAGAAAUGUGAUUGUACCAUUUUUGAUCUAUGGCUGCAAUAAAAACUAAUUCAGGAGUUUA
This is a messenger RNA of Stegastes partitus (bicolor damselfish), 940 nucleotides long. Its product is annotated as protein THEM6-like. Lineage: Eukaryota; Metazoa; Chordata; Actinopteri; Pomacentridae. The transcript has 3 exons. The coding region runs from base 63 to 674 and encodes 203 amino acids. The record is from RefSeq and is a predicted model, not a curated record.